GUUAUUUUCUUGGCAUUUCCGACAGGGCCUACAUUCUUUUAUUAAAGUCUGUACCAAAUUGAAAUAAUUGUUUAAUUAGGAUAUCCAUUCGAGUUAGCAAUCAUGAUCAUUGGACUUUUUACGGACUCCUUCCUUCGAUGCUUUUGUCACACAUGCUCAGUGAACUCGGCCAUUGCAGGACGGCACCUGCACAAGAAGCCGCUUUCCAAGAAGAUCAACAAGAAACCUCGCUGCAAGCAGCCAAAUAAAACCAGACGCAAUCAUGCAACCGAGAUCCGUGCCGAGGAGAAAUCGCGAGGGGGCAUGAGCUACGAGGUGAUCUUGUCGCAGGCGGUGACCGAACGCCCCUCUUCUCCAGCCAAGUCGCCCUCGCCUCCUCCUGCUCGCUCCAUCACCCAGCAGGACAUCGAGAACAAGCUCGAGCUCGCUGAGCAGCGUCGUAAGGCGCUUGAGGCGCAGCGCGUAGCCAGCAUCGGAGAGCGACUAUGCCGGCUGGAGGAGGCUGCACGUAAGCGUCAGGAGGCAAACGACGAGUUCAUCUGCAGUACCGCGACUGCGCUGGACCUUAAGCUCGACGCCUCCUCUGUCAAUCGGGAGGCUCAUCUCGAUGGACUCAAGGCUAAAGUGGCCGAUCAUCUGAACAGCGUUGAAACUGUACGCAAGAGCGUCGAGGAACAGACUGAGAAGCUGCGAGAGGAAAUUCUCUCGAAGAUGUCGUCUGCUCAAGAAAACCGCGAUGAUCAUCUGCGCACCAUCAUGGCCAAGCUCCAGGCUCACGAAGCGUCCGUGCAACGCGUCCGCGAAUCGCACGACCGUGCAGUCCGUGACUUGGAAGAGCGCAUUCGCAUCAAGCAAGAGGUGGCCACCGACAACAGGGAGGCGGAAAUUGAGAAGAAAUUGGAAGCCUUGAGGAACCACUUGGCCAAAGUAGAAGAUUUUAAAGAGAACCUCAACAAGAAACACGAAGAGCAAAGUGAGAAACUCCGAGCAGAGAUCGCCAGCUACGAAGCUAAAGUCGACAAGAUCAGAAAUGAGCGAAACGCUCGACCGCCGACAAACGUUCUCGACAAAAUUGAAAAAAUUAUCGAAAAUAAAGAGAAAGAACAUGAAAAUAGAAUGAAGGAAGUUGAGGAAAAAAUUAAAGCCAAAUUUGAUCUAGUUGAGAAAAAUAGAGCAGAGAUGGCCGAGAAGAACAGGAAAAUUCGCGAAGAGCAGGAGCGACGAGCCGAGGCGGUGCGCGCCAACAAAGAGAAGAUGACGGCUUCAACGACGUCUGAUGACAUUUCUUCGGGAUAAGCUGUCUUCCUAAAAUCUGGCGCAUAUCUUCUAUUGGCUCGAUACCGUCAAAUCAAUUUCUGGUUGUGUCCUAAGGAGUGUUCUCAUUAGUAUCAGUUCGACAAGCACUGCAAAAAGGACACAUCGCUUCAUAGUAUACCGAGUGAACUAGUUGAUUUUUUUACUUUGUGCAAAAAUCGACGUACUUAUAUAACCACAAUAAAUUGUUUUAUUUUAAGAUUUUUCCCUAGUCGAGUACUCUAUGAACCCUUACUUGGUCUCCAAUGAUAAUAAUUUUGAUAGGGUGUGAACGAUUUUUAAAAUAUUUCUUAGCAACGAUGAACUUGGUAGUUCAUAGAUUGGAUGCCUUGUGCUUAGAAUAUUAUUCCACCUUUAUGGUCUCUUCUAACAUGAUCGCGUUCUCAUAUCUAUAUUAUGAUGGCAAAUCCUGUUGUGUAAAGCUCCCUCAAAUCAGCGUUUUAACUUUUGAGCCGGGACGAAUUUUGCCAAUUGUUUUCGGUCUCCGCAUGAUAUCAAAACUAGCCUUCGUCACGUCCUUUGAACAGUGAACCUCUAGUGUUCAACUCUGUCCAGGUGUUAGUCUUGCUACUGCCAGCUCCUCGUCAAAAUGUUGAUGUACUAGACGUAGCAGUUUAGGAAGAACAUAGCGGCUGUUAACUUGCUUAUAACGCCUGUCAGACACACAUUGAUGGUAUUUAUGAACGAAUUUAGCGUUGAGUGGAAUGAGCAAUGCGUUGAUUUUGCGUAAUUAGCCUGCAAAUGCUUCAGUCAAGUUUCUGGCUUCAUCGAUUUCUUCUGAAAUUGGCAAGUAGUACAUCUUCGGUGCAUAAGUGUCACACAGUUGUUCUGUUACAGCGACCUCUAUUGUUAGAUAUCAACUAACGGGAAGAAGUAUGAAGAAGCGCGUCAACGGCAACUUUUUCAGCCGUUAUUGCUGGCGUAUAUGUAUAUUUCUGAAAACUGAAACAAGUCAUUUUCUUGCUCAGGACGUCUAUUAGGUUCUUCUAUGCCCUGUUCUAUGUUUCAACCUCUUCGUAUGUUCUUUGUUGGCGCAUUCUGUCUCAUUUAUCCACCUGACUAUGCAAUGAGUUUUGAUUUUCUUUAGGUUUAUCCUUCUCAAUCCACAUUUUUUCCUACUUUUUUAAUACUCUCUAAACGAAAUCAUCAUUUUGUACAUCUUUUUGCUAGGCAUCUCUCUGGGGUGCUGUCUAGUCUUAAGUGUAAUGGUAAUACCUUGAUGAAUUAAAACCUUUCUAUUGAUCUCCUGUUGGCUUAAACAACCCCAGCUGAAGACCACUAAUCCAUGGUUGGAUUAUAAAGAGCAAGUGUGUGGCUCACGGUUCAGAGUGUUACGGACGAAUAAGAUUGUCGAAGAAUUGGUAAACUAUUUUUAUGUUCCUGGAAAAGCGACUCUACUUGCAGACGUAUGCAAAUUGGGGUCUAUUACGUUAUAUGUCAAGGAGAUAAUUAGUUUUAGUGAUUAAGGCGAUGAACUGUGUUACAUGUAACAUUUCGUUAGAAAUAGUGAUAAUUUCCCUUUCUAUUGAUAUUUUGAUGUGCGUUCAUAGUGCUGAGGAUUGGAAUUGUAAGCAGUUAAGUUUUAGACCGUAUCAAAAUGACCUUGAGAAUGUGAUAUUCGGUUUAAAGUUAGCGAUUUAGCUAAGCGCUUUCUUGACGCCACUAAACGGGCUCGUCACACGUCGUCGAAAUCUAGUGAGUCGCUGAUGUUGCUCUUUUCAUACAGACGGUUCAAGAUGUUCUUAGCAAGUAGAAUCUAGCGAAAUUUGAUUUUAGUGAAAUAUAUCUUUGUAUUUUUCUUAGUUGAAUAGAGCUUGAAAGCUGUUUUUAGACUAAUGAUACACCUUUGAAAAAAUGAAUGCCUACUUUCAGCUUGAAGUUAGGUCUUCUUGCUUUCAUGUAUGGUCCUUUGUUUGUUCUCGCGGAUCACUUCACUUGCUGCGCUUCAUUAAAUAACACGGUAUAA
Hyalella azteca is the source of this 3280-nucleotide messenger RNA. Its product is annotated as eukaryotic translation initiation factor 5B. The record is from RefSeq and is a predicted model, not a curated record. Gene Ontology annotation, molecular function: tubulin binding. Bases 103 to 1296 code for a protein of 397 amino acids. NCBI's taxonomy places the organism in Eukaryota, Metazoa, Arthropoda, Malacostraca, Amphipoda, Hyalellidae. Gene Ontology annotation, biological process: microtubule depolymerization; regulation of microtubule polymerization or depolymerization; neuron projection development. The transcript has 8 exons. Gene Ontology annotation, cellular component: cytoplasm; neuron projection.